Molecule: messenger RNA, 2301 nt
Organism: Verruconis gallopava
Lineage: Eukaryota; Fungi; Ascomycota; Dothideomycetes; Venturiales; Sympoventuriaceae
Exons: 2
Coding region: 467-2008 (513 amino acids)
Molecular function (GO): metal ion binding
Source: RefSeq, a predicted model, not a curated record
GCUCUUCCUUCGCUUUGCGAGAUUCAUGUAUUCGCAAGUCUUUUGUUGUGAUUUGAGCUCGUAAGACACGCUAGUGCAUUAUUUUGCUUGUGCAUAAAGUCCCGCUUUCCGCUGAUUUGAUUUGUGGUGGUCUUCCCGAACGCUGCACGCGACUCAUCACCCGAGAACAACUCAGAGACUGCCCACCACCGGCGCGCCGGAAGGCUGAAAUAGGAGGCGAUACUCUUUUCAAUAGCGAAACUAAUCGAUAGUUGUGUCGGCUUAGUAGAAAGAUUGCCCUGUUAAAUUCGACGAAACGAACAUAAUCGAUCCACCAAACUCCACAGCGAUCUCCUACUUCCGGGCGUUGGGUGGGGACGUAACUCGCAUCCAAGAGCAUGGACAACAUCACGAGCCUUGUAUGAAGAAGGAGAAAACCAUAUGAAAUUUUGUUAGCGUCUGCACGAAGAAGCGCAACUGCCUCCACAUGCAAGCCAGCGAGCAAGAAGUGGGAACGUUGGACAGAAAGAUGAGGUUAACGGCAUCGACAAGUCCCGAACGGCGACAUAGGCCUACGCAGUCGGACUCAAGCUCAAGCUCAAGCACGUCAGCGGAGGCGUCAUCUGCCGUGAACAUGUCAAGAACAGGCAGUUCGCAUAAUACGGUCUUGGAUACCGCUGGGGAUAGCGAUCAUGCACAGGACCAUGCCCUCCCAAGUCCUGCGACUCAACCACCUACACGGCGUGAUAGCAGAAAUACUGUACCAAGUAAUGGGAGAAGGCAAAGCGACAUCGUAUUGCCAAAGUGGCAGCCAGAUGCAGAUGUCACACGGUGUCCAGUCUGCAACAAUCAGUUCACGUUCUGGUAUAGGAAGCAUCAUUGUCGGAAGUGCGGCAGAGUUGUCUGUGCCAACUGUUCGCCACAUCGCAUAACGAUACCUCGACAGUUCAUUGUCCGUCCUCCUGAACCCCCAAGCAUAGUGCUAGAUCUUACUGGAGAGACAUCGCCUACUACUCCAACAACGCCCGUGCAGCUGUGGGGCGGCGAAGAGGUACGAGUAUGCAAUCCAUGCGUACCGGAUCCAAAUUUCAGUCCUCCGCCGCAGCAACAGCCACCAAGAUCUCCUGAUCCCAUACUGCCUGAACACUGGAGGUUUCCGACGGAGAACUCCUCACCUCCAAUUCAUCAUCCAGCGUCAAGGAGAAUGCGUAACUCAUCUGGACCUCUCCCUCCAGCCCCACCACUACCGCCACAUAUAGGGCACCGACCGACAUUAAGCGAUGCCUCGUCGAUGUCGUCUGAUCAUCAUAGAAGAUUCCCACAAGGGCCAUUCCUGACUCAUCGUGGGGCAUUCCCGGCACACCUUUCGGUACGCGAUAUUUUCAGUUCCUCUGAAUCAAGCAGCGCCCACUAUCCACCCAGGACUUCUAGUGCUGGAGCAACGGGUUCGUCCUCCUCGACACACCCUCCAGCACCGUCACGGCCAUACCACAAUCCCCCCCUGAUCGACAUCAACACGUCCCCGCCUCCCGCUGUGCAACGAAGGAGGCAGAUUCCUGAGGAAGACGAAUGCCCUAUCUGCUCCGAAGAACUUCCACCCAAGGGACCAAACGGGGAGACGACGGACAGAGAACGACACGUCGAAGAUUGCAUUGCAAUGCACUCGUACACAUCUACACCUCCUUCCAGGGCUGUUUCAGCUCCUCCUGAUGGGGGGGAAGGGGCCUCAUCGGUUUCUGGCUCAAGGCCGGCUGCAGGGCCACCGGCCUCACUGCCUUCCUCAUCCAGUGCACCGUUGCGGCAUCGUCGAAUGACAGGAGGACGUAUGCUGGUCUACAAGGCGACGGAGAAGGACUGCGUGGCGGAAGACGGAACAGAAGCGGAGUGUGUGAUCUGCUUUGAGGAAUUUGAGCCCGGCGACGAAAUGGGACGCCUGGAGUGCCUUUGUCGCUUCCACAGGGCAUGCAUUCGGCAGUGGUGGGACACCAAGGGAGCAGGCAGCUGUCCCACGCACCAGCUGCAUGACUGAGUUUCUCCCGCGAAAUUUCUGGCUAGUCCUUUUUCAGGGGUUUAGGGUAAAGGUCCAGCGUUGAUAGUUGUUUUUCGUUUUUCGUUCUUUGACUCAAAGCACGUGUUCGAGUUGGGGCAUGUUCCAUCGCCCGAGCAGAGACUGAUCCCAUUCAUGUUCAAGUUGGAGUUACGGUGCCUUUUCAUUGGGAUCGCAUAUUAUACCACUCACGACGCUUUAGUUUCGGGAACGCCUACUGCUCGAUUGAUAUAGACUACACGUUUUGCCAAUGAUGACAUGAGACAAGUUCUGAU